This is a messenger RNA of Marchantia polymorpha subsp. ruderalis, 2090 nucleotides long. The record is from the annotation of a GenBank genome assembly. Lineage: Eukaryota; Viridiplantae; Streptophyta; Marchantiopsida; Marchantiales; Marchantiaceae.
GUCUUAUCACAUUUCAUAGUUCUACGGAAAAUAUCGGUAGAAGGAAAGAUCAAGAAUGUUUUUGGAAGGUUGUAUUCAUCGACUCCGAGUUGUAUGUCACUUGAAUCGCAGAUAGUUUCUCCUUCGAAUGGAUCGGUCUGCGUCGUUCACUCGUAAAAUCUUGAAAUCUGCUCAUGCAAUUGUCUUGAGUAUCGUCAUCCUGUAUUGAGAAUCGUCAUCCUGUUGUUCAGCUGGCAUAUCUUUCUGGGCUCUUUGAGGGAAGAACGGGUGGCAGAAGGAAUGACUUUUGAAGCAUUAGAAUCUAGGGAUUGCUGAUGAUAAAGGUGUUUGGGCAAAUCAGAUUCAUGAGCAAUUUUUGAGUGUGUAGGCUCGUUUCAUCUUCCGGCCUCAACAUAGAAAUGAGGACCUGACCACGAAGGACCCGUGUGGGAUUAGGGUCAAGAAUCUGCAGUGAGGAGACAUGGAUAUAGCUGUGCACUGUAAUUCGUGGAGAGAUGGCAGCCUUCAUGCUUGAAUAAAAGGAAGGGUAUCAAGGUGGUGAGGUCUGUCGAUGAUGCGCUGAGGUGAUCACACAUUUCCCACGGAAAGUGUGCUAACGGAGACAUGGGCUCUGUCACGAACUUACUGGCUCUUCUUGUACUAGCUUUACUGGCAGGAGGAGAAGCGAGUGAGGGGCCUGCGCACACGAACAAUUGGGCUGUACUGGUGUGCACUUCUCGAUACUGGUUUAACUACCGACAUAUGGCGAACACUCUUUCUCUUUACCGGACUGUAAAAAGACUAGGGAUACCGGAUGACCAUAUCAUUCUGAUGCUCGCCGAUGACAUGGCCUGCAAUGCCAGGAAUAAAUACCCUGCGCAAGUCUUCAACAACGAGGAUCAUCGACUCAACCUUUACGGUGACAACGUGGAGGUGGAUUACAGAGGCUACGAAGUGACGGUCGAGAAUUUCUUGCGCUUGCUGACGGGGCGACAUGAUGCUGCGGUGCCUCGAUCCAAGCGGCUGAUCAGUGAUGAAAAUAGCAACAUUUUGCUAUACAUGACGGGUCAUGGAGGUGAUCAGUUCUUGAAAUUCCAGGACGCUGAAGAUAUACAGAGCAAUGAUUUGGCUGACGCUUUUGCUCAGAUGUAUGAGAAAAAACGAUACAGGGAGUUGUUGGUCAUGGUGGAUACAUGUCAAGCCGCUACACUCCACUCUCAACUCUACUCCCCUGGGGUGUUCGCAGUUGGCAGCAGCCUCAAGGGCGAAAAUUCGUACUCGCACCAUCUUGAUGCGGAUGUUGGAGUAACUGUGGUGGAUCGAUUCACGUACUACACUCUUCAGUUUUUCGAGAAUCUGGAAAUUUUCUCGAACACUACUCUGCAGAGCCUUCUGCAAACGUAUAAUCCGAAGCUGCUUGAUUCCCACAUAAACUACCGUAGUGACCUUUUCGCUCGGCCUCUUGAUCAGGUUUUGCUCACAGACUUUUUUGGCUCUGUCAUGGAAGUGGAGCACACGAAGUCUUCUACUCAAAUGUAUGCAGAGUUCGUGGAUGUCAACGUGUAUGAGCCUGGUGAAGAUGACAUUGAGCUUUAUAAACCCUCGGUAAAUAUACCUGUGAACGAGGAGACAAUUGCCGACCUGAAACCCUCACCUGAACAGGGAAUCGAAGGAUUAAUUUCGAUUGCAGGAAUGUUUCAAUCUGACUUAAAUAAUUAUGAUCUGCCGGUGGUCAUCGGAGUGUUAGGGCUUGCCUUUGCUGUCAGUUUAGUUUCAAGUAUUUAUCCUUAUUCUCCAUUUAAAAUUUAGCCACCUAGCUCAAGAAGUGCACUGUCGACUAAUUGGCGAUAUCUGGGAAAUUCUAAAAUCAUCACACUCCACCACUUUUUUCUGUACUUUGUACAAAGCAUUCCAGCUCAUGGCACGGUCAAAGCUCGAGGAAAGUAAUCUUUGCUCCACGUUUUGAACUUGUUCUGUUCUUAUAGAAUAAUAUCAGUUUCUGCUGGAGUUUCGAUGUUACAAGCCGUCUACAUCAAAAUGUGAUUUUGGCUUGCCGUGGUCUGUACUUCCAACGCUUCAGGAACCGGAGAAUGGACCAGAGUGUGUGGCAG